UCCACCUCUAGCUACCCUCCUGUCUGUUCCUCUCUCUCCUCUCUACGCAUCCCCUCCCUUUUCUGUGCCCCAAGAUUUAUGACCCAUUCAGUUUGUUUUCAAACCACCUUAUUUAUUUUUGUCGGUUAUAUCCUUCCCCACACAUACUCUCCUGUUCAUUUUUCUCCUAUUCCUACUCCUACUCUUUUUUUUCUCUUUCCUCCCUCGCUCUCUCCUUUCAUUCAUCCCUGUGACGUCUGAUGCAUCCAGUUCAUCAUCGCCCUCUCCCUCUUUCCUGAGAGGCAGGAUGGGAGGGGACAGAAGGAGAGAGAGAGAGUGGGAACUGCCCGGAGAUUGCCUGAAAAAGAGAGCAGGAGAGAGAGAGAGCGAGUGAUGGGUAGGAGGAGGCAGAGGUUUUUCUCCUCUUUGUUUUGUCUGAUCCGACACGAGCCACAGAACGUGUGGGCUUGACCAAGGAAAGGCAUCUCUCCCAUGACGCUUCACCCUCAGCCUUCCCCUCUGUCUGUCUGCCUGCCUGGAGCUGAGGCUGGAGCUGGACUAGUUGUUGGCUAACGGAGAGGCUAGUGGCCCUGAGGAGAGCUGGAGGAGGAAAGGAGGAGGGGCUGAGCUGAGCCAGUGGGCUCGCUCUCUGCCUCACAGACACGUUUUAUUGACUUGCUAAUUGCCUGAGACACUCGGAGGAGAGGAUGCAGUGAGGGAAGGGAGGGAAGGAACCUACUGUACAUAAGAGUAUUACAGGCAGAGGAACAGAGAAACAGUGACUGUGUUCUGCCUAUCUGGCCACCAUCUCUGCUUCUCUUUGCUGGGGGAACUAAAACAGAUGUUUGCAGCCUGCCUUUCAUUGAUCCACGAUACGUGCAUACGUGAUUCAUGCAUGACAUUAGUGUGUCUUUGCCUCGUAUGCAGUCGGAAGGAGACUACCCACCCACCACACGCUUUUGUGACACGUGAAUGAUUUCCAUAUUUAUGUUUUUUCUUGUAUUUACCGUAACUGUUUUUCCUCUGCUGGGUCAGCUAAAGUGGUUGUUUGCUGUGUUGCCUGCUAUGUCUGGUUUGGCUUUACCACGGUACAUACCCUUUGGUGUCUGUGACGGUGCAAAUUAAAAAUAGAAACAAAUAUUUGUUAACCAAUCAAAUGUAAUGGGAAUAAGAAAAUAUGAAGAUUCUGAAGCGUACAAUGGAUAUUCUUCAAUGGAAAUGAAGAAAUUAUCUGAGAAGCUUACAGACUGAAGACUGGCUUGAGGCAGUUCAUCUUGUGUGCUUUUGUGGAGUGGGGAGCUACGUAGUACAGUCUUGGUGGGAAAAUGGACCAAGCUCAUUUGUUGGCUCUAUCAUAAUUCCAGAAUACCCAGUCUCAAACAUCAAGAUCGUGGAAAGCAAACUCAGAUCCCUGGCUUUGGGCUGUAGCUGAAUCUUGCGUAUGGAGAGAGGGAGGGAACGAGAAAGGGAGGAUUGUGAAUGAACCCAUGGAGCAGUCCAGUGGCAGCAGUCUUUACAGAUCAGCAAAGAGGAGGUGAAGAGAGGAUUACAGGAAGGAUUCAAAUAAAAACUAGUCUAGACUUAAUUCAGUAACUUAGCCUUGUUAAAAGUAUACUCCACUAAUUCAAGAUACCUUAGAGUGAUUCUCUGUCUCGCUUGUGCUGACUCUUGAGUUUUGACGUCAUGGGUUCAGAAGCCUGAAGAAGCAAUCCAGGAAGACUCCAACCACCUCUUGACAAAGUUACCAUUCACCCACAUCAGACGUAUCCAUACGCCAGGCAGUUUGACAGUACCAUCUGACUGGUGUCUGGCCUGGCUAUUGUCUCCGUGGUGAAGCCUCCGGCUGUGGGUUGCUAUGCCGGUUUCCUGUGGGUCUGUCUGGGUCACAUCGAGGGUGCUGCCACUCUGCUGAGGUUGGUCUGUCUGUCUUCCAGCCUGCCGCCCCCAUGAGCCACGCGGGCACCCUACAGAGACGCACCACCUACCUCAUCUCCCUUACCCUGGUCAAGGUCGAGGCCGUGGGGGGUGAUGGAGUUUCAAUCGGGUCCCAGCCACAACGGACCCUUGCUCUGGGGAGAGCAGGAGUGGAGGGCCCAGAGGAUGAGGAGCUGAGCAGGACCACUGAGGAUGAGGGAGGACAUGCAUGUGCCGAGGUGAAGGGAGAGGGGAACACAGAGAUGGAGGAAGAGGAGCAGGAGUACGUUAGCUUUGGGGAACCUGUACAGGAGCGGGAGAAGCCUGAGAUAAAGGAGCGAGAGAGUCGUGGUCCAGGCUCCUCAAAAGAUGUCACGUUGGAGACUAAGAGCAAGGAGUCUCCCCUCUUACCGAAGAAUGUGAAAGACCAAGUGAAAGGACUUGCAGGGGUGUCAGAUGUCCCCUCAGUGGGAGGGCUGAGGAGAGAGGGAACCCGCCCUAAAACGGAGCUCUAUAGGGAGCCACCCAUGCUGUUCCCAAGGUGCGAGGAAGGGAUGGGUGACGCAAGCAACACCCUCUCCCGGGGCAGCAUGCCCAUCACCGUACCGCCCAGGCUCACCCAGAGACCCGAGGUCCUGAUGAGGUCACAUGCCGGGGGCGGGGCUGUAAGCCGGCGGGAAUUGAGGGAAGCCAAUCAGAGUAUGCCUCCAUCCGCCAAGAGUCUGGACCGCAAAGACAACCGCAUAGGGGACCGGUCUCCCAUGACAGCUGCUGUGGCCUCUCUGGGACCAUACCGGGCGUCCUGGGCGGACAGUGAUGGCAGGUCCACCCUCCUUCGCCAGGGAGCCCCCGUAGGGGGGGGGUUUACGGACAUGGUGACCAGGGAAAGCCCCAGAGGGGACAGGCUGAAGACAGGCUCAACCUCCCUGCCAGCCCAACCCACCCCUCAGAUAUCCAAGCCGCCGAGGAAGGGCAAGAGCCGCACUCUGGACAAUAGUGACCUGCACUCCCUCUCUGAGGACCUGAAGAAGGGGAAGGACAGCCAGAGUCAGGGGGGUACCACCCAGCGUCCCCCCGCCCGUGACCGCAAGAUGCUCAAGUUCAUCAGCGGCAUCUUCACAAAAAGUACGCCUGCGCCUCCCUGCUCCAACACAGCGCCCCCUAUCUACACGCCCAUUCAGAGGGGUUCUAGUGAGGAGGAAGCGGCUUGCAGUCAAGAAUGGACCUUCAGUCGAACCGUCCAAGAGCUCCGUCUGGGGGUGUUGGGAGGUCUCCGCAGUGGGAAGUCAGCCCUGGUCCACAGACACAUGAGCGGCAGCUACCAGCCCCUGGAGAACCCAGAAGGGGGCAGGUAUAAGAAGGAGGUGCUUGUUGAUGGCAACAGUCACAUUUUGCUGAUCAGGGAGGAGACAGGACCCCCGGAUGCACAGAUGGCUAGCUGGGUGGACGGGGUCAUCCUGGUCUUCAGUCUGGAGAAUGAGGCCAGUUUCCAGGAAGUGUACAAGAACUACAGUGAGCUUGGCAUCCACCGCAACAUCGCUGAGAUCCCCUUCAUAGUGGUAGGAACCCAGGAUAAAAUCACCAGCACCAACCCUCGGGUGAUAGAGGACGCCAGGGCUAGACAGCUGUGUUCAGACGUCAGGCGCUGUACCUACUACGAGACCUGCGCUACCUAUGGCCUCAACGUCAACCGCGUCUUCACCGAGGCUGCCCAGAAGAUCAUGGCAGUGAAGAAGCAGGCAGCUCUACUGGCCUCCUGUAAAUCCCUGCCCAACUCCCCCAGUCACUCUGGAGGCUCUACCCCAUUGUCAGGAGUCUUCCCUGGUCAGGCCAGUAAUGGUGGUCAGAGCAGUGACUACUCGUCCUCUCUGCCCUCCACCCCAGUGAUCAGUCAUAAGGAGAUCGGUGGGGCAGCAGGGGGGGAGAGGCUGGGCAGCGCCACCCCAGGGUCUGUCCGCAGUGCCCCACGGCGACGCACUGGCUCCCGCUUCACGGGCCGUAGGGGCAGUGACUCGGAGAGGAGGAGUACAGACGGUAAGAUAGGAGACCUGGGUAGUGGACGCUCCAUCCCCAUCAAACAGAGCAUCCUGCUGAAGCGCAGUGGGAACUCUCUCAACAAGGAAUGGAAGAAGAAAUACGUCACGCUGUCCAACAACGGCAUUCUCUCUUAUCACUCCAGCGUCAACGACUACAUGCAGAAUGUCCAUGGGAAAGAGAUGGACCUGCUGAGGGUGACUGUGAAGGUGCCAGGGAAACGCCCGCCCCGUGCUGGUGCCGUCCCUUCCUGUGGUCCUCCGCCCGGCCUCAACGGCCUGGUCAAAGACGUCCAGGGGCCUGAGGGGGCCAGCGCGGUCCCUGGUAGUGGUAGUAACCUCCUGCCCGUAGAAGAGGGGGCGGGAGGAGGGUUGUCUCCUGGGGGGAACAGAGGGGUGCAGCGCUGCCCCUCUACUCUCUCUAACAAGCCCCAAAGCAUGGACUCUGCCAUCGAGGGGGUGUCCAGACCCUCCUCCUAUAAAGAUACAGGCCCAGCCUCCCCAAUGGUUGACAGGAAGAAGCAUCGCAGGAAGAAGAGCAUGAACCAGAAAGGAGACGUAGCCAUUGGCCAAGCAGAUGCAAAGCGCAAAAUGUGGAAACUAAAAAGCUUUGGUAGCUUAAGAAACAUAAACAAGACAGACGAGGAUAACUUUGACUUUCUGAUCGUGUCGAGCACGGGCCAGACGUGGCACUUCGAGGCCCAGAGUGUGGAGGAGAGGGACUCGUGGGUGACGGCCAUCGAGAGCCAGAUCCUGGCCAGCCUGCAGCUGUGUGAGAGCAGCAAGAACAAGGCUCGUAAGAACAGCCAGAGUGAAGCUGUGGCACUGCAGGCUAUCCGUAACGCCAAGGGCAACAGUCUCUGUGUGGACUGUGAAGCACCUAACCCAACAUGGGCCAGUCUGAACCUGGGGGCUCUGAUCUGCAUUGAGUGUUCAGGAAUCCACAGGAACCUGGGCACCCACCUGUCACGUGUCCGCUCUCUGGACCUGGACGACCUGCCCAGAGAACUCACCCUGGUGUUGGGUGCCAUCGGCAACCACCUGGCCAACAGCAUCUGGGAGGGACGUACGCUGGGCCGCAGAAAACCCACGCCCGACGCCACACGAGAGGAGCGGGAGUCAUGGAUCCGAGCCAAGUACGAGCAGAGGUUGUUUGUGGCUCCGCUGGCCCUGCCCUUCUCCAGUCAGGGGUUAGAGGUCAACACGCUGUCAGCCAGUCUGCUGGCGGCCGUGAUGGAGAGGGACCUCCCCCGCCUGCUCCUUCUCCUGGCCCAUAGCACCAAGGAUGACAUCAAUGCCCCCCUUCCCCCAGGGGGUCACCUCUCUCCACCCCCCCCUGCUGCCUCCCCCAGCCCUCCCCUGGAGGGCUCCCUCCGGCUGCCUUGCUCUGCGCUGCACGCCGCCUGCCAGCUCGCCGACGUGGUCAUGACCCAGCUGCUGGUCUGGUAUGGCAGUGAUGUGAGGUGUCGGGACGCCCAGGGGCAGACGGCCGUCACGUUGGCACGUUAUGCUGGCAGUCAGGAGUGUGCCGACAUCCUCCUGCAGUAUGGCUGCCCCAACGAGCCCGCCCCUUCGGUUGCCACAACACCAAGCCUCUCGGUCGCCACGACACCCAGCCUUUCCCGCAAGAGCAGCGCAGGCAGCCUCAGCCGCAGCAGCUCCAGAAGAGCAGUGUCUUAAUGUGAGGGGGGUAGAAAACGUGUGUGUGUGUGUGUGUAAGAGAGAGGGGGGAUAUGUGUGUGGGUGGAUGUGUCAGUGUGUGUUAGAAUGUGUGCGUGUGAGAGGUGUGCGUGUGAGAGGUUGUGUGGGUGGUGCAUGUGUGUUUGUAACCAUAUGUAUGCCAGGGUGGCUCUAGUUGAAGGGGGAGGCUGUGUCCUCUAAAAAGGAACCCAUGAAGUCACACCAGACCAAAAGGACUGAAUGGACAAGCAGCUAAUACUUUCACCACCGUAAAACCAGAAGGCAGAGCUCACUCUUACGUGUGUGUGCGUGCGUGUGCGUGUGCGUGCGUGCGUGCGUGUGCGCGUGUGUGUGUGUGUGUGUGUGAGAGACUGCUCCACUCAGUGGCUACCUUGUCCCCACUAUGGCGCUGAUGAUCCACUCUUCCAGGCUAACCUCACCACCGCUCUGUGGGAACUUUGACCUGUGUGUUACUGCUACACCACCACCUGUGCCCUGCACCUUAGUAACACACAGACAGAAAGACAAAGGGAUAAUGUAAUGACAAGCGCUGGGGCCGAAAUGGUGGCCCAUCCUGUAUGCUGACUUGGGUUCAUGCCCAAUCACAUCUCUCAAACCACAGGGCUGGGAGAGGAAAAUGAACCAGAGGUACAGAACUGCAAUAAUUGAAUUACCAGUGUGAGACAGUGGAUUUGUAGCUUUUUCUCACCCUACUGUACCUCUAGGUGCUUGGAAUCCCAUGAUAACAGACUACAAUAUGAAAACUCCCGUUUUCAUAUUUCCGUUAAAAUUCAAUAUGAACAUUUCUCCUAUGCUUCGAUGGUUAGGUGGAGUAGGUUAACUCAAAAUGCAGCUAAAUCAAUGAAGAUUCUACAUUAUGAUAACAUGAGUAUGAGGGGGCUCAUUGAAUCCUCUGAACGGCAUUGUACUUACUCACGCAGAAACGAAACAGUGGAGCCAAGACCAACAACAACUGCCAGUGCUGGAACGAACAUAACCACUGUUAAACCUCAUCACUGUACCACAGUUAAACAAAACGGUCAGUUACUGAACAAUGCUCAGCUGAGGUCAAAUUCAAAAGAAAUACUGUCCGACAGAUAAAGGAUUUGUAUUUUAAGAAUUUAGGUAAAAAUAAUAAUUGUAUAGAAAGACAUAUAUAUGAAAUUGAUAUUAUUACUUUACUUGUCAUAGUUAUCAAUAUUGAGAAGUACUUCAUGUUCCAGAAUGUUAUUGUAUGUUCUGAAGUUUGUAUGGUAGGUUCUUGUUUGUAAUACACAUGGGUUACUCUUAGCUGUUGAGAGAUUCGAAACUGUGACAGAUUUGGUGAUUCAUUUUAUUUGGCAGUCCGCUAUCUACAGUCAUGUGAAAAAGUAAGUACGCUCCCUUGAAAGUGGUCUUUUUUUUUAUUUGACAUAUUUGGACACAUGGAUAUCUGAGCUAAAUUCCAACCACAUUCAUUAAUAAAGGUGAUCCAAUUUAACAAAUCACGCAAAAAAAUGUUUACUUUGAAAAUGUUAUGCAAUUAAAAUAAACAAAAAUGCAAUUUCUUUAAGCAGUUAGUACACCCCUACCUUUAACAUCACAUCAAAUGGCUAAAAUUAGAUCCAAGUGUACCAACAUAGGUGAAAAUAAUUCGAGAGUAAAUUGGGAGGGUCCAGCUUUCCAUAAAUAUUAGAAACUGGUUUGGUCUUAACCGUAUGGGUGUUUGGUAAAAGUCUGGGAGGGGUUACAAAUCCAUUUCCAAGCAAUUUGAAGUACAUCAUUCCACUGUCCAACAGCUCAUCUACAAAUGACCAUUGGCAAUCUACCAAGGACAGAUCGUCCCACCAAAAUUAGCCCAAGAGCUGACCGAAAGAUGCUCAUAGAAGUCUCUAAGAACCCCGGGGUAACAUCAAGGGAUCUACAAACCUCUUUUGCCACAAUCAAUGUAUAAGUGCAUGAGUUAACAGUCAGAAAGAGACUGCACAAACUUGGCCUAUAUGGGAGGUCAGGAAGGAAGAAGCCUCUGCUCUCAAAAAGUAAUUUCAAGACACAACUGACGUUUGCCAGACAACAUCUGGGUGAAGACCAAAACUACUGGAACAAUGUGCUCUGGACAGAUGAGUCAAAGGUGGAGUUGUUUGGCCGCAUUGCCAGACGCCAUGUUUGGUGAAAACGGAACACUGCCUUUGAACAGAAGAACCUCAUACCAACCGUAAAGCAUGGAGGCGGUGGCAUUAUGGUUUGGGGCUGCUUUGCUGCCUCAGGGCCUGGCCAACUUGCCAUCAUUCAACCAUGAAUUCCAUAUUGUAUCAGAUGAUUCUUGAGGAGAAUGUGAGGCCAAAUGCCAAAAGGCUGAAGCUGAACCGAACAUGCAUCUUGCAACAGGACAAUGAUCCAAUGACACACAAGCAAAGCUAUAACAGAAUGGCUCAAAAAUAAGAAAUUAAGGGUUAUGGAAUUCCCCACAGCAUCCUGUCGAAAUGCUGUGGGGGAACUUGAAGCUGGCCGUGCUUGCAAGAAAGCCCUCGAACAUGACAGUUGAAGUAGUACUGUAAAGAAGAGUGGGCAGAAAUUCCUCCCUGUCGAUGUAAGAGACUGAUAGACAGUUACAAGAAACGGCUACAUGAAGUUAUUUCAUCUAAAGGGGGCAACACCAGCUAUUGAAGCUAGGGGUGUACUUGUUUUUUUCCGCACUAUGGAGUUGCAUUUCUGUACAUUUUUUGAUGAAUAAAUUAUUACAAAGUAUGAUCUUUCAGUGUCAUUUGUUAAAUUAGGUUUCCUUUAUCUGUCAAUUGUGGUGAAGUGAAGAUUACACAUCCAUCUGUCCAAAUAUGUACAACAAAAGACCACUUUCCAGGGAGUGUACUGACUUUUUCACAUGACUGUAUGUCCAUGACAUCACUUUGAGUUCCAAGAUGGAGACUUGUAAUGUGUGUGCAUAAUGUGUGUUUCAGAAAUGAGAAACAUGGAUUUACUGUGUAGUCAUAUCGAAGAAUAGAGAGAGAGAGACCGACUAGUGCAGUUGCUCUAUGUCCUAUUUUAGCUGAACAGUGUUACUGCCAGACGCCGUUUUAGUGUGAAACAAAUUAAAUGCCUUCAGUUUGAUUGAAUGUAUUGCAAUUAUUGGUAAUGUUUUGGUGACCUGCCACACCUCCAAAAGAAAAAGGGGUUCAAAGCCAAAAGUCGCAGACGUCAUUCUCGAUUAUCAUCGCAACUGUACAAAAUGAUCAUUAGUAAGAGAAAUCAUUGGCCUUGUGCUGAGAAUGUUUUGCUAGUGGCCACAUUAGAGACUAUUAUAAUAACACCACAAGGACCAUGUUGCUUGAAUAUUGGGACAAAUCUACUGUAGUGUGAUCAUACCGCUAGUCGUUUUUGAACUGAAAAUGAACAUCUCCAAUGACUCUGUGUCUGUAAAUAGUGUAAGCUUCUCUUUUUUGUUUGCAGUGUUUUUCUACUCAUGUACAUGAUUCAUGGCUCAUUCAAGUUUGCUGUCAAUACAAUUACUGUCCAACCUGUGGUGUUUUAUUUAUAGAUUUGGGGGUAUUUCAUAUUUUAAUGUGAAACUUUUAUCUGCUUAAAGAAGGAAAUAGAAAACAACACCAUACAACAAAGCAACAGAAUAAAAUGUUCAUAAUA
This is a messenger RNA of Oncorhynchus keta (chum salmon), 9224 nucleotides long. Its product is annotated as arf-GAP with GTPase, ANK repeat and PH domain-containing protein 2-like. The transcript is spliced from 19 exons. Gene Ontology annotation, molecular function: GTPase activator activity; GTP binding; GTPase activity. NCBI's taxonomy places the organism in Eukaryota, Metazoa, Chordata, Actinopteri, Salmoniformes, Salmonidae. The record is from RefSeq and is a predicted model, not a curated record. Bases 1926 to 5606 code for a protein of 1226 amino acids. Gene Ontology annotation, cellular component: nucleus.